Molecule: messenger RNA, 1853 nt
Organism: Leptidea sinapis
Lineage: Eukaryota; Metazoa; Arthropoda; Insecta; Lepidoptera; Pieridae
Gene: Ho
Product: heme oxygenase 1
Exons: 4
Coding region: 311-1045 (244 amino acids)
Biological process (GO): heme oxidation
Molecular function (GO): heme oxygenase (decyclizing) activity
Source: RefSeq, a predicted model, not a curated record
AUUGCAUUUCUGAUUUCAUUGUUUAUUUUCCUUCUAAUCGGGUAUUUUCUAUUUACCAUUUAUGGUAUUGUUAUUUAUUGCUGUUAUCUGAUAUAAUUAUUUAAUUAUUCUUUUUGUAUUUUCAUUUUGGUUUGAGCUGAUUGUCAAGUUGCAAAUGCUCUAAAUAAGUAAAAACUAAAAUAGUUGAACAAAAACAAACAUCUAUGUACUAAUUAAUCAGUUAUAUCUAAAUAUAUUAAAGAAACCGGCAUAGUAAAUCUAUAGUUUGUGUUUAACGUUAUAACUUAAGAAAUUCAGAAUUUUGAGAGCAAUGGCCCAAAAUAAUGAGUUGUUUACAACGCGAAUGAGAAAAGCAACUAGAAAAAUUCAUUCGGUCAGUGACGCCUUAGUUAACGCCAAAUUUGCAAUUUCGCUUAGAGAUGAAGCAGUUUGGGGUGGCGGCCUGUUCGUAUUUUACCAUAUUUUCGAAUUUCUUGAAGGUGCCAAAGAACGUUUAAAUAUUCCUGACUAUAACAAACUUUUUACCCACAAGAUUUUGUACAGAAAACAUGCCUUUGAAGAAGACCUCACACAUUACUUGGGCCCAGAUUGGUCUUCAAUACCAAAGUCUGCUGCUCUAGAGAAUUAUCUAGAACAUUUGCAGAAUCUUGAGAGAGAGAAUCCAAAGCUUCUCAUGGCAUAUGUGUAUCAUCUGUAUCUGGGGCUGCUUAGUGGUGGUCAGAUAUUAUCCAAGAAACGAAAGAUGUUUGGGGAUGGUUCUAACAAAGAGAAUGAGUACUGUGAUAAAGUGACAGAUUUCAACGGAUUUGAUAUUAAUCAAUUGAAGAAUGAUUUUAAAACUGCCAUGAAUGAGAUAGCUGAUAAAAUGAGUGAAGUAGAGAAGGAGCAGUUCAUUGAAGAAAGUAACCAAGUAUUUUUGAUGAAUAAUUUGAUUGUCAACUCUGUUGGAGGUCAAAGUAAAGUAUUGUAUAAUUUGUUGUACAAGACAACAGCUGUGUUAUUACUCUUUGUCGGUGUGGUUGUUGCUUAUAAAAUGCAUAAAUAGAUCACCCUUUGUUGUUUUUAUACCAAGCUUACUUUGUAUGAUGGCUUGAUAUAUUAUUAUGAAAAUGAUAAUUAUUUCCCGCAAUACCACGGUGGGGAAAAGUAAGAAAUUAAAAGUUAAGAUUUUCAUUAAGGAGACUGCCCACUAGAGUGUUUUGUCAAUGACCAAAACUUGUUUUGUCCUAUGUAUGGAGUGUCUAUGUAUAUUUUGUAUGAAGACUAUUAGGCUAUACUAGCGUCUGAGUGAAGCAUAUUUGACAAUGGAGAAAUAUUGAUUAGGUUUAACAAAUAUCAACUUAUAUAAUAUUUUAAAAAUUAUGGAACAUUUCAACGAAGAAAUAGGCAGCAACCUGAAUCAAUCUGAAGCAUAUAAAAUUAUUGAAUCAGUCACAUUUUCAACAUUAUUGAAGAAUAAUAUGUCAUGCAGAUAAUAUAUGAAUACCAGUGUUGUGUCAUGUGUUUUAGUUCUUGAUUGGAUCAUAGCAGUAAUAAUUAACUAUAGCUUCUAGCCAAAGAUUAAGGGUUGAUCUCCGCUGCGCUCCAACUAGAUACCACACUACCUAAGAACAAUAGUUUUAUUUAAUAUGGCAACUAUUGGAUUCUUGUGUGUGUGGCAUCUUUCAAAUUUACCCUUUAUGUUCCAACUUAAACAUGUAUCUACAUGUUACAGAUCUCCUUUGUUGUGACUGAUAUUUUUUAUUGUUAGAUAUUAUAUUCAUUGUUAGUUACUUGUUUGAAGAUUUUUUAGUUUUAGUUGACUUAAGCAUAUUGUGAUUUUUAUUGAUUAAUAAAGGCUUUAAGCAUUCAAA